Molecule: messenger RNA, 4606 nt
Organism: Salmo salar (Atlantic salmon)
Lineage: Eukaryota; Metazoa; Chordata; Actinopteri; Salmoniformes; Salmonidae
Product: acid-sensing ion channel 1C
Biological process (GO): sodium ion transmembrane transport
Cellular component (GO): plasma membrane
Molecular function (GO): pH-gated monoatomic ion channel activity; ligand-gated sodium channel activity
Source: RefSeq, a predicted model, not a curated record
AGCAAGAGCAGCAAGCGAGCAAGCUAGGGAGCGAAAGAGAGGGAAGAAUAGAAAUCUGUAUGUUGAGAUAAGGAGAAACGCUAAUGGUGCUGAACAGGCUUUAGUGGCUCGGAUGGCGAAGGUGGCCGUAAAGCAUCAAGAUGUGCAUGGGCUUCCUUGCUAAUUGUGGAUGAGAGCGAAGCAAGGAAGUACAUACCGUGGAGGCUACCUACCAACACUGGGCUUGUCUGUCAACCACACAGGAGAGGUGGGUUAGUGGGAGGUCUAUGACCCCCCUCAUCAUUUUCAUCUGGAGAAAAGAGAGAAUAGAGUGACAGAGAGAGAAAAUAAAGUAAAUUAAGGUGGCAGCGAGGGAUAGUGAGCCAUCUCUCUCUUUAUUCCUUCCCCCAUUCCAAAAUCCAUCGCAUCCCUUUAUCACCGAAAUGUAGUGGCGUUCAUGCCGAUUGGAGGAGGAAGGGUCCCAUUGACUGUUGAGGCUGAACCCUUCUCUUCAGCCCUCCGCAGCCCUUUCAUUACCAGUCCCCAUCUCUCCCUCUCCUCUCCCUCACUUCCGACCGUUAUUUUCUCCUGUUUGUUCUUUUCAUGAUCCUUUUCACACUGCCCAGGGUACAGAAGGCAUUCCCUUUUUGGUAGAAGUGGGUGUUUCUGGAGCUGUCAUUGUGUUUGGUUCUGCUACAAAAGACAGCAGAGCGGGAGAGAGAGACAGAGUGAGCGCUAGAGAGAAAGAGAAUAGAAGAGGAGCUUCAAAGAAAAGGGGGGACCUGGGACUACAUGGAAGAACUAAGACCCUCUGGAAGGCGAAUUGUUAUAAAAGAGAAAUUGUAAAAGCGGCUGACAACCAUUUUAAGAUAGCGGUUAUAAUUUGCCACUUGCAGAUUAUCGUUGGAAUAAAAGGCUCAGGUUGCCACGCCAAAACACUGGCGACUGGUUGGUUUAUGCUACGUUCUGUUGCUAAGCAAGUCUCUCGAACCUGAAGUUCUUGUUGAGGAAAUACUAGUGUCUUGAGGAUCACUCACCCAACCUGCAACCAUGAAGGGGGACUCAGAGGAAAGCAUCGAGAGCAUCCGGCCCUCCAACCUGCAAGCAUUCGCCAACAUGUCCACUCUACAUGGCAUGAGCCACAUAUUUGCCUACGGGCACAUGACAUUUCGCCGCUUCCUCUGGACACUCUCGUUCCUGGGCUCGCUGGCCUUGCUGAUGCUGGUGUGCAUGGACCGCGUGUCCUACUACUUUGAGUAUCCUCACGUCACUAAACUGGAUGAGGUGGCGGCGCCUAACCUCACCUUCCCUGCUGUGACCUUCUGCAACCUCAACGAGUUCCGCUUCUCCCAGAUCACCAGGAACGACCUGUAUCAUGUGGGGGAGCUCUUGGCCCUCCUGAACUCCAACUAUCAGAUAGCCAACACUCACCUGGCCGAGCCCGAGGUGCUGGACGCCCUCAAGGAUAAGGCCAACUUCCUCAACUUCAAGCCCAAGCAGUUCAACAUGACAGACUUCUAUAACCGCACGGGCCACGAUAUCAAUGACAUGCUGCUGCAUUGCACCUUCCGGGGAUCGGAGUGUUACCCAUGGAACUUCACUACCAUUUACACGCGGUACGGAAAAUGCUACACGUUCAACUCUGGUUUGGAUGGCAACCCGAUGUUGACAACGUUAAAAGGCGGGACAGGAAAUGGGCUGGAGAUCAUGUUAGAUAUCCAACAAGAUGAAUACUUACCUGUUUGGGGAGAGACAGAUGAGACCUCGUACGAAGCAGGCAUCAAGGUUCAGAUUCACAGCCAGGAUGAACCUCCCUUCAUUGACCAGCUGGGAUUUGGUGUGGCCCCUGGUUUUCAAACUUUUGUGUCAUGUCAGCAGCAACUGCUUCAGUACCUCCCUCCCCCUUGGGGAGACUGCAAGUCCACUCCCAUCGACUCUGAGUUCUUCUCCACGUACAGCAUCACAGCCUGCCGUAUCGACUGUGAGACACGCUACCUGGUGGAGAACUGUAACUGCAGGAUGGUCCACAUGCCUGGGUCCGCAACGGUAUGCACGCCCGAGCAGUACAAAGACUGUGCAGACCCAGCUUUAGACUUCUUGGUAGAGAAAGACAAUGACUACUGUGUGUGUGAGACACCCUGCAGCAUGACACGCUAUGGCAAGGAGCUGUCCAUGGUGAAAAUACCCAGUAAAGCCUCUGCCAAAUAUCUGGCCAAGAAAUUCAACAAAACUGAACAGUACAUCGGAGAAAACUUACUAGUCCUGGACAUCUUCUUUGAGGCAUUGAAUUAUGAGAAGAUUGAACAGAAGAAGGCGUAUGAAAUUGCAGGGUUGCUUGGUGACAUUGGUGGGCAGAUGGGUCUGUUCAUUGGAGCCAGUGUUUUAACUAUACUGGAAAUAUUUGACUACUUAUAUGAGGUAUUUAAGGAUAAAGUUUUGGGUUACUUCAUGCGCAAGAAACGACCGCAGCGUUGUCCAAGCGACAAUCUGGAGUUUCCAGAGAACCCAACCAGCCCUGGUGUCACGCCUAAUCAUGCCCCCAGAGCACCUGUGACACCCUCCGGAGUCACUCGGACAGUCUCGGAUUCACGCCGAACAUGUUACCUCGUCACCCGACUCUAGGCAACUUUGAGGAGUUUGCUUGUUGACGACAUAAAGCAGGGUGGGGGGGAAGGGGGGGUGGCACGUGGGAUCUUCGGGGUUUGACAGAAAACUGUGAAAUAACUUAUGUAUUAUUACAAACAUGGUUAGUGUAGAGUAGUAGGAUCUAGCGAUUGCCUGAAUAGAAAUAGAACACUAUCAUAAGAAUAAAACCAUUUCCAAAGCAGAACUCAGGUGACGGAUAUAUCAAGGCGUCGACGACACUAUUUAUUUGAUGUUCCAUUCAUGUUGCAUUCUAUUAAACAGGGUGACAUUAGUGUGUUUGAAUUGGUUUUAAUCAGCCUAGUAAUGUAUAAGACUAGUAAUGUAUAAGACUAGUAAUGUAGAUGGAAAGGACUUAAGAGUGGUCUCAGUUCAUGUCAACUUAUUUAUACCAUUGUAAUAUACUCAACAAAAAUAUAAACGCAACAUGCAACAAUUUCAAAGAUUUUCCUGAGUUACAGUUCAUAGGAAAUCAGUCAAUUGAAAUAUAUGAAUUAGGCCCUAAUCUAUGGAUAUCACAUGAUUGGGAAUACAGAUAUGCACUUGUUGGUCACAGAUACCUUUAAAAAAAAAGUUGGGUGUGGAUUAGGAAACCAGUCAGUAUCUGGUAUGACCACCAUUUGCCUCAUGCAGCGCAAAACAUUUCCUUCGCAUAGAGUUGAUCAGGCUGUUGACUGUGGCCUGUGGAAUGUUGUCCCACUCCUCUUUAAUGGCUGUGUGAAGUUGGUGGGAACUGGAACGCGCUGUUGUACACAUCAAUCCAGAGCAUCCCAAUCAUACUCAAUGGGUAACAUGUCUAGUAAGUAUACAUGCCAUGGAUGAACUGGGAAAUGUUCAGCUUCCAGGAACUGUGUACAGAUCCUUGCAACAUGGGGCCGUGUAUUACCAUGCUGAAACAUGAGUUGAUGGCGGCGGAUGAAUGGCACUACAAUGGGCCUCAGGAUCUUGUCACUGUAUCUCUGUGCAUUCAAAUUGCCAUUGUGCUCGUUGUCCUUAUGCCUGCCCAUACCAUAACCCCACCACCACCACCAUGGGGCACUCUGCUCACAACAUUGUCAUCAGAAAACAGCUCGCCCACACAACGCCAUACACGUCGUGGUCUGCGGUUGUGAGGCCGGUUGGAUGUACAGCCAAAUUCUCUAAAACGACGCUUAUGGUAGAGAAAUUAACAUUCAGUUCUCUGGCAACAGCUCUGUUGAACAUUCCAGCAGUCAGUAUGCCAAUUGCAUGCUCCCUCAAAACUUGAGACAUCUGUGGCAUUGUGUUGUGUGACAAAACUGCACAUUUUAGACUGGCCUUUUAUUGUCCCCAGCAGAAGGUGCACCUGUGUAAUGAUCAUGCUGUUUAGUCAGAUAACUGAUAUGCUACACCUGUCAGGGGGAUGGAUUAUCUUGACAAAAGAGAAAUGCUCACUAACAGGGAUAUAAACAAAUUUGUGCACACAAUUUGAGGGAAAUAAGCUUUUUGUGUGUAUGGAACAUUUCUUGGAUCUUUUAUUUCAGCUCAUGAAACUUGGGACCAACACUUUACAUGAUGCAUUCAUAUUUUUGUUCAGUGUAGCAGUCAGUUCUGGUGUGCUGAAUAUCAAAUUGAGAGGCUAGCCAUGGUUAGCAUGUGUAGCAUCAGCAUAGCCAGGUCCAUUCAUUAGUAGAAUCAAGAGGGGUUUUAAAGACAUAUUCAUGUUACCACUCUUUCAUUUAUAACUCAUUGAGAGAAAGAGAAUGCAGAUUUCAGUGAUGCCCACUCAACUAUGAUCACAAUGCUCAAAGGAGAACAGCAGACCUAACUUGAACCCCCCCAGUAAUAGACAGUUCGCAGUAAUUGUGUUGCCUUCGUACUCAAAUGAUUCUGUUCAGAGAUUGAUCCUAUCACUGAUUUGAAACUGUAAACCACCAAGUAAUGAAAGCCUCUUGCGUUAGGUCCCCGGAAGAGAAACUAUUGCAAGAUUAUUGAAUGCAAUUCUUUGUUUACAAGUUACAUAUUA